Molecule: messenger RNA, 1739 nt
Organism: Dryobates pubescens (Downy woodpecker)
Lineage: Eukaryota; Metazoa; Chordata; Aves; Piciformes; Picidae
Gene: UCK2
Product: uridine-cytidine kinase 2
Exons: 7
Coding region: 9-794 (261 amino acids)
Cellular component (GO): cytoplasm; cytosol
Molecular function (GO): kinase activity; ATP binding
Source: RefSeq, a predicted model, not a curated record
GGAGGAGGAUGGCGGGGGACAGCGAGCAGCGGCUGGAGGAGCACGGGCAGCCCAGCGGCGGCGAGCCCUUUCUCAUCGGGGUCAGCGGUGGCACGGCCAGCGGCAAGUCCUCAGUAUGCUCCAAGAUCGUCCAGCUGCUGGGCCAGAAUGAGGUGGACUACCGCCAGAAGCAGGUGGUGAUUGUGAGCCAAGACAGCUUCUACCGGGUCCUCACCUCAGAGCAGAAAUCCAAAGCACUCAAAGGCCAGUUCAAUUUUGACCACCCAGAUGCCUUUGACAACGAGCUGAUCGUGAAAACACUCAAAGAGAUCACAGAAGGGAAGACGGUCCAGAUUCCUGUCUAUGACUUUGUCUCCCACUCCAGGAAAGAGGAGACGGUGACUGUCUACCCUGCUGACGUGGUGCUCUUUGAAGGCAUCCUGGCCUUUUACAGCCAGGAGGUGCGCGAUCUGUUCCGCAUGAAGCUCUUUGUGGACACGGAUGCAGACACCCGGCUGUCCCGCAGAGUGCUACGAGACAUCAGUGAGCGAGGCAGGGACCUCGAGCAGAUCUUGUCUCAGUACAUCACCUUCGUCAAGCCUGCCUUCGAGGAGUUCUGUUUGCCAACCAAGAAGUAUGCUGAUGUGAUCAUUCCCAGAGGAGCAGAUAAUGAAGUGGCCAUAAACCUGAUAGUGCAGCACAUCCAGGACAUUCUCAACGGAGGACUCAGCAAACGCCAGAGCAACGGCUACCUGAAUGGCUACACUCCUCCCCGCCAGCGGCAGCCCUCAGAGUCCAGCAGCCGGCCUCACUGACCCCGGGCGGCAGGCGCGAGGCUGGGGGCGGCAGGCGCUCGGGCCCUGCCCCUGCCCCUCUGUACAUACUGUCCGUUCAUUCCCCCCUUAUCUAUUUAAGAAACCAAGACGGAGACGAAUGCCUUUAAUUUUGUAUGUUGGAAAUGCCAAAUGAGAAGCAGCCGGCUGCUUGGGAGCCUGGACCGCCCACGGCUCCCGGCCUCGCUCAGUAACUCCUCCAGCACAGAACCGGCUAUAAAUCUCUAUAAAUACAGAAUUGCUCUAUUUUUGUGUACAUGCAGAACAACGUAAAAUUAAUUGCCAUAAGGUAUUUGCCAGGCUCGGUGUUGCUGGGAGGGGGCUGGGAAGAGGGUCCUGGGAAUUGUUGGUGUCAGGAGCCUCACGUCCUCACAGCCUGAAGAGCACCCAACAGCUGCUUUAGUAUCACAGUGAGCUCUAUCCUGGGGAAGGGAUGGGUUGUGGUGGAGGCGGCACCUUGAGUGUGACAUGGAUUUUGUGACUGUGGUGAGGUUGCCUCCUGCUGUUGCUGUUCAGGUGUGAGCAGCCUGGUUUGGGCUGGCAUAUGUCACUGGGUGUUGGGAGAAUGAUGUGUAACACCUCACCUGUCUCUGUACCUCCAGAUCUCAGUCCUACAUGCUCAGUCCUCAGCAUCCCUUUCCGUGUCUGACACCCCACCACAGGUGUGGGUCCGCUGUCACCCUCCAGCAAAGUCCCUGGUAGGUAAUGUUGGGUAUGUCUCACUGCCUGGCUUGAGUGGGGCCAGCAUGUGGAUACCUUCAGCCCCUCUGGAGCUUUGUGGCCAUGUGUGCGGUGGGACUCCUAGCCGAGCCCUUGUAUCAACCCUCAGCCUAGAGGCUGGCUUAUGGAAGGUCAGAGUUGUGUCUCUCAUUCCUCACUUGGAACAAGUUUGCUUUUGGAUGGAAGAUUUUGAGUCUCUAACAUAGG